Molecule: messenger RNA, 1290 nt
Organism: Bolinopsis microptera
Lineage: Eukaryota; Metazoa; Ctenophora; Tentaculata; Lobata; Bolinopsidae
Exons: 1
Coding region: 1-1290 (429 amino acids)
Biological process (GO): signal transduction
Molecular function (GO): oxidoreductase activity
Source: RefSeq, a predicted model, not a curated record
AUGGAUGAAACAUACGUAGACUCUAGCAAAUUAAACGUAAUGAUCAGUUACUCCCACCAAAACACUGAGCUGAUGUUGAGAAUCAGGGACCUGCUAUCUUCUAGCAACUACGAGGUAUGGGUGGACACUAACCUUAAGGCAGGGUGUCAGUUUUUCAAGAAUAUUGGCAGUGCUGUUAUUGGAUGUGAUGUCUUCUUGUUCAUUUUGACUGAGCACUCUGUUGCUUCCAAGUUUUGCGAAGAUGAGGUGUCUUUGGCUCGGAUCUCCAACAAGAAAAUAUUGCCUGUCACUUUUUGCAAUCCCAUGGAUAUUUCGUCGGAAAUGAACCCUGGUCUUCGUCUAAUUUUGAGUUGCACUCAAUGGGUAUGCCUUGAUCCAAAAGUUGAUGACGAUCAAAACGAUCGUCAAAUUGUCCAAAAUCUUAACCAAGCCUUACAAUUAGAACAUACUGAAAAUUCGAGGUUGGAUAUCUAUGAUAUCGCUUUCUCUGAAGAAGAAUCUGCCGCUUCCGUAGGACAAAAUAAUAAAACCCUUCAUCGAACUGAUUGUAAUCUAUUUUUAGAACCAUUUUGGAAGAGACAUUUUGGAGAAACAAAGAAGAAAGUAGAGGUCAAGAAAGUGCUAGCGCAUAUAAAGGAAGACUACAAGUUUGAUUAUGAGAAAUUAGGUUUUGAUGACACGCAAACGGCCAAAGCUUUGGCUCUGUGGUGCUUUGACUUACAACAUCAUGAUACAGUCGUUACAAGAGCUCAAUAUGACAUGCUGGUGUACGCCAAUGGAUACUUGAAAGGGAAAGAAGAAGGGCCUGAUACAUUUUGGAUACGAUGUAAGGAUGGAUUUAGCAUGGAGCUCACUAUGGGGCAAGUUUUCAAUGCAGAGAGUUCGGUGCGAUACGAUUGCAUCGAGAAUCUUGGCGAGAUUAAGAACAAAAGAUUUACCACCAUGCUGUACAAAUUGCUAAAAGACAGUGAUCCAAAUAUUCGUGCAGUGGCCUGUAUUGCUCUUCCCCGCACGGUAAACAUGCAGACUAUGAACACAACAAUUGAACGUGUUCUAAAGCUUCUCAAAGACCCAGACAGGUUAGUCCGUCAAAGUGCGUGUGUUGCUCUAGGUAUCUUCAGAAAACCUGCCUCAGUUCCAGCCUUGCUCAUCACCUGGAGAAACGAUAUGAUAAGUGAUGUGCGCAGUUCAGCACUGAAGUCGCUGGAGACUAUAGGGACAUCUGAGGCUCUUGAGGGCAUCAAGGUUGUGAAGACACUGCAAGAUGAAAUUAAAAAACUUGGCAUGUAA